UCCCUGCUCGCCCUGUGCGGGCGCGGGGACAGCCACCUGGCCAACGUGGAGGAGAAGCUGAUGGACGACCUGCUGAAUAAAACCCGCUACAACAACCUCAUCCGCCCGGCCACCAGCUCCUCGCAGCUCAUCUCCAUCACGCUGCAGCUGUUCCUGGCCCAGCUCAUCAGCGUGAAUGAGCGAGAGCAGAUCAUGACCACCAAUGUCUGGCUGAAGCAGUGCUGGACCGACUACCGCCUGGCCUGGAACAGCUCCCACUAUGAGGGCGUGAACAUCUUGAGGAUCCCGGCCAAGCGCGUCUGGUUGCCAGACAUCGUGCUCUACAACAAUGCCGACGGGAUCUAUGAAGUGUCCGUCUACGCCAACGUAGUGCUCCGCUCCAAUGGUAGCAUUGAGUGGCUGCCCCCUGCCAUCUUCAAGAGCGCCUGCAAGAUCGAGGUGAGGCACUUCCCCUUCGACCAGCAGAACUGCACCCUCAAGUUCCGCUCCUGGACCUACGACCACACGGAGAUCGACAUGGUCCUGAUGUCUCCCACGGCCAGAAUGGACGACUUCACGCCCAGCGGCGAGUGGGACAUCGUGGCCCUCCCUGGGCGGAGGAUGGUGGACCCCCUGGACCCCAGCUACGUGGACAUCACCUAUGACUUCAUCAUCCGGCGCAAGCCGCUCUUCUAUACCAUCAACCUCAUCGUGCCCUGCGUGCUCAUCACCUCGUUGGCCAUCCUCGUCUUCUACCUGCCCUCCGACUGCGGCGAGAAGAUGACCCUCUGCAUCUCUGUGCUGCUGGCCCUCACCUUCUUCCUGCUGCUCAUCUCCAAGAUCGUGCCGCCCACCUCGCUGGACGUGCCGCUCAUCGGCAAGUACCUCAUGUUCACCAUGGUGCUGGUCACCUUCUCUAUCGUCACCACUGUGUGCGUGCUCAACGUGCACCACCGCUCGCCCAGCACGCACACCAUGGCGCCCUGGGUCAAGCGUUGCUUCCUGCACAAGCUGCCUACCUUCCUCUUCAUGAGGCGCCUCGGCCUGGACGGCAGCCUGGCGGGGGCCCCCCAGCCCGGGCAGCAGCCCCCGACUAACACCGAGGCCGCUGCCGGCUCUGCCAGCUUCUACAGCAACUCCAUGUACCUUGUGAACCGUGCCUCUGCGGCACCCAAAUCCCUGUCCGGCACCCACGCCGAAGGUGUCUCCAGGGAUUUCCGGCCGAGGUCCUCCAGGAGGUUCGGGCAGGACGUGCAGGAGGCGCUAGAGGGGGUCAGCUUCAUUGCCCAGCACAUGAAGAGCGACGAUGAGGACCAGAGUGUCACUGAGGACUGGAAGUAUGUGGCCAUGGUGGUGGACCGGCUGUUCCUGUGGGUGUUCGUGAUUGUGUGCAUCUUGGGCACCGUGGGGCUCUUCCUGCCUCCUCUCUUCCAGACCCACACACCUUCUGAGGGGCCCUAGGGUGCCUCCCAGCAUGUCCUGGGCCCCCGGGGUCCCCUGGGCGGGAUGACAUGUGCUGCCCAGUGGGCAGAGUUCUGCUCCCUCCUGGGUCAUAGCUGAUGAGCUAAACUGAUAUAGGACCAUCAGCAAUUGACCCCAUCAACCAGCCACAGCCUCGAGAGGUGCAGGAUGGGAACCUGCACUGUCCUCUCCAAAUGCCUUAGAGGGAGCCCUGAUGGGGUGGGGGUAGGGCUUCAGACAGGUGAAUUCCUCCCAUGCCAGACUUGGAUUAAGAUGAACAUCCAGCAGCAUCCUACUAUGUGCCGGGCCUCUCCCUUCAUCCACCCCCCAUGGGUGCCUUCCUCCACCUGUGUUCCCUGAGCUCUCUGCCUGCCUUCCAGCCCUGUGCACUGUUCCAGCUCCUCCCUGGCUCAGGGCCUUUGCACCUACUGUUCCUGCUCCCCAACCUCCUCCCCACAUCUGUGUUAGCCAUACUGUCUGCCACAUCUGUGUUGGUCAGGGCUUGUUCCUGUGGUCCUCUGCUCCAAUGUCAUCUUCUUCUAGAGGUCUUCCCUGAUCUCCCAUCAUAAAGUAGCCUCUCGCAUGACCAUGUCACAGCCUCAGGCCCCUCAGUACCAGCAGUCCUUGUCUGGUGGUUCCCUUAUCACCCACAUCUCACUCCUAGACUGCUUCAGAGAGCAGGGGCCUGGGACAGAGCCUGGCACAUAGCAGGUGCAAAAUAAAUGUGUGC
Molecule: messenger RNA, 2170 nt
Organism: Fukomys damarensis (Damara mole-rat)
Lineage: Eukaryota; Metazoa; Chordata; Mammalia; Rodentia; Bathyergidae
Gene: Chrnb4
Product: cholinergic receptor nicotinic beta 4 subunit
Exons: 6
Biological process (GO): chemical synaptic transmission; signal transduction; nervous system process
Cellular component (GO): synapse; neuron projection; postsynaptic membrane
Molecular function (GO): acetylcholine-gated monoatomic cation-selective channel activity; transmembrane signaling receptor activity
Source: RefSeq, a predicted model, not a curated record